UAUUGUUUUUAUUUUAUUUUUGUAACUGCAUAUUUCUAUGUGAUCUGACAGUUUUCCCAUAGAUGUUGCAAAACUGAUUCUUUCAUUUGUCCUAAAAAAGAUUCCUCUUUCUGUUGUACAAUAAUUUUAGUUAUAACUAUACUACAAAAGAUAAUAGACUGUCUACUUUCAAGACACUUAAGGGAUAUUUUGAGAAUUUUUCUCUAACAACACAUGAGCAUAUAUUAUCACUAUUGUUUAAUUUGUUCUCCUGUCUAUUUCAUAUGCAUUCUCCCAGUGGGUAAGUUAUUAGCUUUUAUGUAUUCAGAAUAAUGCAUAACCUAAAGUGGGAACCCAAAAAAUGUCUAUUCUAUGAAAAAAAUGAUUUCAUCUAUGAGUUGAAAGAGUUAACAUUUACUUUGAGGCCAAAUGCACAAACUAAUUCUCAUUCAGAAAACAGCCCACCUAUGAUAUUCAGGUCACAUACUUGUUUCCUUAAAUAUUAUUGCCAAAACCACAUUUUAUAUUCCAUUUUAUUACUGUGCAUCCAUCUUUCCUUAGCAUAAGAGAUGUUCCAUUAAAAAGCAGUAUAAAUUCAAUUUGUUUUUAUGCUCACCUUGAAAAAAGUAAAAACGAAUCAUUGAAUAAGUUUAAGUGUAUUGUGUGCAUUUAUGCUGUGUGCCCAAUAUAGCCUUAUGUUGGGCCUCAUUUAAUCAAUGAUUCCAGAGCAUCAACCAACGUUAUAAUUACUUGAAAAGUUAAUAUGUAAGGUAGAAACUUGGCAAAACAUUAGCGCAAGCACAAAAUUAAAAACUUUAAAAUUAUUUGGGUACAAUUAACUAAUGAUCAGAUCUUCUUUUCAGGUUCCUUUUCUUCAAACCAUCCCUUAAUUAGAGGAGAGGCAAGGAAGUUUCAUUGGCCCUCUUCUCACUCUGAACACAUAAUUUCUAGACCUUAUCAUCCAUAUGUGUACUUUAAGCUCCUCAAAGACCUGAUGUUUCUCCAAACCUACCUGUCUUCUAGAAGAUCAUAUUAUAUCUAUUAUUAAUCAAGUUACACUAUUCUGACAAGCAUCUUCUAUGCUUGACCCUCUUUGUCAGCACCUCAUACAUAUUCUAUUAACUCCUUUGUCCAUCUCAUCAGCUUUCCUCCUCCUCUUGUCCUCUCUCUUAAGUUCAAGGCCCCAUUGUUUCUCUCUCAGACGUCCCUAGUAAUCUCCUCUUCAUAGCUUGUCUCUGGUUUCACUGCCCUUAUAUUGCUCCAGAUGGACUCUUAAGAGUUAUGGAUCACAGUAUGUCUUACCUUACUUAAAACCCUUCUGUAUUUUCCCAUUUUCUUCAGGAUAUGUUUAAAUUCCAAAGCAUGGCACACAGACCCAAUCCUGAAUUUGCCUCUGCUUAUUCUCUAGUCUCAUUUUCCACAUCUUCAUAUUACAUACAUUCUUCACUUCAGGCAUGCCACUUUACUUGUAAUUCUCCAAAGUGGCAAACAAUUUCACAUCUUUGCAAAUACUUCCUAUCUACAGUGUCCUCAUCUUGACAGCUCUAAAUUAUUCUUCAAGAUAUAUGUCAAGCAUCCUGGAAGACUUCUCUUACUGUAUUAGUCUGUUUCCACACUGCUAUUAAAGACAAUACCUAAGACAGGGCAAUUUAUAAACAACAGAGGUUUACUUGACUCAGUUCCGCAUGGCUGGGGAGGCCUCAGGAAACUUACAGUCAUGGCAGAAAGCAAAGGAGAACCAGACACCUUCUUCAGAAGGCAGCAAGAGAGAGAGAGAGAGAGAUGGGGAAACUGCCACUUUUAAACCAUAAACGUCUCGUGAGAAUGCCCUCACUACCAUAGAACAGCGGGGGGAACCGCCCCCCAUGAUUUAAUCACCUCCCACCAAGUCCCUCCCUCCACAUGUGGGGAUUACAAUUAGAGAUGAGAUUUGGGUGGGGACAUAGAGUCAAACCAUAUCACUCACUAUCUUCUGAAUGAAGUGUUUCUUCUCUGUAUUGCCAUUAUCUUCCAGGUUAUUGGAACACUCAUCAGAUUGCAAUCCAAAUAUUGAUUAUUUUAAAUAAAUGUUUUUUUCAUUUGUCAUUCCUUAACUGAUAAACUUCUUACGGCCUAUAUCUUGUUUUCCUAAAUAUAUCCAGUAUAGCUUUAGCAUAUGUUAGUUUCUUAAUCAAUGUAUGUUUAAUGAUGCUUAAACAUUCUCUUUGUUGUCUUUUAGAUAUUUCUUUAAUUUAUGCCUCUUAAGUCAUCUUCAUCUUCAUGGAGAAAACACUGUAUAUCCUGCUCUAAAAAUUAUUAGAUGUUUUCCUGUGGGAUCCUCAAGGCUUGGAGUAAUAACCACCUUUAAUGGGAAAAGAAUAAGUGAUCACAUCAAGUAAUAUUAAUUAAUAAAAGGAACUGAAAAAUAUACCUAUUGUUGGCAAGAAAAGAGCAGUAAAGUUGCUAUAUUUAAAUCAUACAUUUAUGUCCCUAGAAAUUUUUAUUAGUUUAGUAAACCUCAUACAUUUAUUAUACUGUCUUAUUAUCAAGGCAAAUUGCAGUAGAAAAUGACACUAUUUGGAACUAGAAAACUGUUUUGAGUCCUUAUUCCAUUAGGUGCUAGUUCUGUACCCUAAGGAAAGGAUUCUUCAACUCUCAGGUUCCUUAUUUGAACAAUGGAACCUAAAAUAAAUGAGAUAAUGUAUGUAAAGAGCUUAGUGCAGUAUCUGGUUCAAAGGGCAAUCAAUAAUAAUAUUACCUGCCUCAGAAAGCUAUUACUUUGAUGAGGGUAUUAAACAAUUUCACAGAUCUUUGCAAAGUGCUAGAUAAGCAUCAGCUAUUAUGACAAGAUUGCUAUUUGUUUGCCUUGCCAAAAAUAAAACAUUGCCUUUAAACACAUAGGUGUUUGAGAUUUUCUAUUUCUUGGCAGUUUGUGAUCAUCCCACAGCCAUGCUCUUACUGAAGACCUUUUAUUACUAGGGGGCCUGUUAUGGAUUAGGCAGAAAAAUAGGUAAGACUCCUCAGGAGUAAACGCCUCCUUGUCUUUUACCCAUCUAGAGAGAAUGUCAGUAAAUGCAGAAGUCUCUCUUGUGUACCUAACUAUAUGAAAGUGGCCUGAAAAAGCUAAAACUGCUGUUUGACCAUGGUGGUAGAGGAGCUCAGAGCUGGUAGUUAAUUUGCCCUGUGUUAUUUAUUUCCACUGAACUUCAUCACCUCCCUGCCCACCUGGUCGCUGCACACUCCACCUGGUGUUGAAUGCAUUGUUUUGCCUAUUUCCCCCUCUGUCAGGACUUAGGACAUAAGAUACAGAAUUACUACAAGAAACUCCUAGGUGGUUCCAGCACUAGGACUGAGAAAUCUGCGCACAUAAGGCAGGCUUCAGCGCAGCUACAAGACGCCCACUUGAGGCCAGAACCAUCAGCGACUGAGUGUCAUGUGCCUUAGUCCACCGCGGGCUCCGCAAAAGGCUAACAGUGCUGGACACCGGGAGGGCGCUCAAAUCUUUGCUGAAUAAAUGUCCACACUACACAACCUGUUUUGAGUCAACUGCAUCCCAACCCAGAAAAUAAUCGAGAUAUGUUUGAGCUGAAUCAGUAUCAUUUUGCACAUAUAAAAUCUCUCUUGCCGUGAGUCUGCAGGACUAAAACAGUUUAAAAAGUAAGCCUCGUUGGUUUUCUUUUUUUUUUCAUUACUCCGACUUUUAUAAUUUGGGCUUCAGCAUGAGCAUCAAAACGGCAGCAGAGCAGAGUGAGACUUUUCAAAGUCUUGUCGCAAAGAUACUUCGUGGUGAAGGGCUCCAGUCCCGCUUUUCCGCGCUGGGGUUCAAUCCUAGGCAGCCGAUUCGGGUUGGGGAGAUGUCUCGGCCGCUACCCCUAACCUCUUGCUAGGGGACAGUCCCUCCCCUCUCCCCAUUCCACCUCCACCUGCUGGAGAAAAGAUCACAGGUGGUAGGUAGGGUGAGGGUAGUCGGAGCAGCCCCGGUGGACGCUUACACGGGCCAUCGCGCUGGGCCGCUCCCCGCCUUUGCAAACUGUGUGCUAGGGCUCCAGGCGGGCCCGGGCAGCAGCGGCGGCGCGCGCACGCGCACUCCGCGGCCCCGCGCGGCUCUUCAACAUUCAAUUCCACGUGUUGCUUGUUGUAGGCGCCACAGGUUCCCCACCUGCGUCCGGGCGCUCGGGCCGCUCCACCUCUGCCGGCGGGCUCUGGGGAACCGCUGGGUCGGCGCGCCCGGGGCUGGCGGAGCAAUUCCUGAGGCGCUCAAGCUCACCCCCAACGCUAACUCCGCCUAUUCAAUCCCGGCGGCUCCCCCUCUCCCCCCUCCCAAUCCUCCUCCCGGCUCCUGCCCGCCCCUUUCGCCCUGGUGGUAGGAAACACUCCUGAAUCUAACUCGACGUGUCCGGAAAGCCCUGGCCAGUUUUCCUUUCGUUCUGCGGCCGCUGCAGCCAGCCCCGCGGCUCCCUCAGACUCGCGGGCGCAGCCGCCGGGGGUGAGGCGCUUGGGGACAGCGGGCCGAGCGGCGGGGAUCCCCGAGCACCAUGCUGGACCCGUCUUCCAGCGAAGAGGAGUCGGACGAGGGGCUGGAAGAGGAAAGCCGCGAUGUGCUGGUGGCAGCCGGCAGCUCGCAGCGAGCUCCUCCGGCCCCGACUCGGGAAGGGCGGCGGGACGCGCCGGGGCGCGCGGGCGGCGGCGGCGCGGCCAGAUCCGUGAGCCCGAGCCCCUCUGUGCUCAGCGAGGGGCGAGACGAGCCCGAGCGGCAGCUGGACGAUGAGCAGGAGCGGAGGAUCCGCCUGCAGCUCUACGUCUUCGUCGUGAGGUGCAUCGCGUACCCCUUCAACGCCAAGCAGCCCACCGACAUGGCCCGGAGGCAGCAGAAGCUUAACAAACAACAGUUGCAGUUACUGAAAGAACGGUUCCAGGCCUUCCUCAAUGGGGAAACCCAAAUUGUAGCUGAUGAAGCAUUUUGCAACGCAGUUCGGAGUUAUUAUGAGGUUUUUCUAAAGAGUGACCGAGUGGCCAGAAUGGUUCAGAGUGGAGGGUGUUCUGCUAAUGACUUCAGAGAAGUAUUUAAGAAAAACAUAGAAAAACGUGUGCGGAGUUUGCCAGAAAUAGAUGGCUUGAGCAAAGAGACGGUGUUGAGCUCAUGGAUAGCCAAAUAUGAUGCCAUUUACAGAGGUGAAGAGGACUUGUGCAAACAGCCAAAUAGAAUGGCCCUAAGUGCAGUGUCUGAACUUAUUCUGAGCAAGGAACAACUCUAUGAAAUGUUUCAGCAGAUUCUGGGUAUUAAAAAACUAGAACACCAGCUCCUUUAUAAUGCAUGUCAGCUGGAUAAUGCAGAUGAACAAGCAGCCCAGAUCAGAAGGGAACUUGAUGGCCGGCUGCAAUUGGCAGAUAAAAUGGCAAAGGAAAGAAAAUUCCCCAAAUUUAUAGCAAAAGAUAUGGAGAAUAUGUAUAUAGAAGAGUUGCGGUCUUCAGUGAAUUUGCUAAUGGCCAAUUUGGAAAGUCUUCCAGUUUCGAAAGGUGGUCCGGAAUUUAAAUUACAAAAAUUAAAACGUUCACAGAACUCUGCAUUUUUGGACAUAGGAGAUGAGAAUGAGAUUCAGCUGUCAAAGUCCGACGUGGUACUGUCAUUCACCUUAGAGAUUGUCAUAAUGGAAGUGCAAGGCCUGAAGUCAGUUGCUCCCAAUCGAAUUGUUUACUGUACAAUGGAAGUGGAAGGAGAAAAACUGCAGACAGACCAGGCCGAAGCCUCAAGGCCACAAUGGGGGACUCAAGGAGAUUUCACCACCACCCAUCCUCGGCCUGUGGUCAAAGUGAAACUCUUCACAGAAAGCACUGGAGUUCUGGCCCUGGAAGAUAAAGAACUGGGAAGGGUGAUAUUAUACCCAACUUCUAAUAGCUCCAAAUCAGCUGAAUUACACCGAAUGGUAGUUCCAAAAAAUAGCCAGGAUUCUGACUUAAAAAUCAAACUGGCAGUGCGAAUGGAUAAACCAGCACAUAUGAAGCAUAGUGGAUAUCUGUAUGCCCUUGGACAGAAGGUUUGGAAAAGAUGGAAAAAACGUUACUUUGUUCUAGUUCAGGUUAGCCAAUAUACCUUUGCUAUGUGCAGUUAUAGAGAAAAGAAGUCUGAACCACAAGAAUUAAUGCAGCUUGAAGGCUAUACUGUGGAUUAUACCGAUCCCCACCCAGGCCUUCAGGGUGGUUGUAUGUUCUUUAAUGCUGUUAAAGAAGGAGAUACUGUAAUCUUUGCCAGUGAUGAUGAACAGGACAGAAUAUUAUGGGUUCAAGCCAUGUAUAGGGCCACAGGUCAAUCAUAUAAACCAGUUCCUGCAAUUCAAACCCAGAAACUGAAUCCUAAAGGAGGAACUCUCCAUGCUGAUGCUCAGCUUUAUGCAGAUCGUUUUCAGAAACAUGGUAUGGAUGAGUUUAUUUCUGCAAAUCCCUGCAAGCUUGAUCAUGCCUUCCUUUUUAGAAUACUCCAGAGGCAGACUUUGGAUCACAGACUGAAUGAUUCCUAUUCUUGCUUGGGAUGGUUUAGCCCUGGCCAAGUCUUUGUGUUAGAUGAGUACUGUGCCCGUUAUGGUGUGAGAGGCUGUCACAGACAUCUCUGCUACCUUGCAGAACUGAUGGAACAUUCAGAAAAUGGUGCUGUCAUUGACCCUACCCUGCUCCAUUACAGCUUUGCAUUCUGUGCCUCUCAUGUGCACGGCAACAGGCCUGAUGGAAUUGGGACUGUUUCAGUGGAAGAAAAAGAAAGAUUUGAGGAGAUAAAAGAGAGACUCUCUUCCCUUUUAGAAAAUCAGAUAAGCCAUUUCAGAUACUGUUUUCCCUUUGGACGACCUGAAGGUGCUCUAAAAGCUACACUUUCAUUACUUGAAAGGGUUUUAAUGAAAGAUAUUGCCACUCCCAUACCAGCAGAAGAGGUGAAGAAAGUGGUCAGAAAAUGUCUCGAGAAAGCUGCCUUGAUCAAUUACACUAGACUCACAGAAUAUGCCAAAAUAGAAGGCCCAGCAGAAAAGGAAACAGAGACCAUGAACCAGGCAUCUCCUGCUAGAAAGCUGGAAGAGAUUCUUCAUCUGGCAGAGCUCUGCAUAGAAGUCUUACAGCAGAAUGAAGAGCAUCAUGCAGAGGCAUUUGCCUGGUGGCCUGAUUUAUUGGCUGAACAUGCAGAGAAAUUUUGGGCUUUAUUUACAGUGGAUAUGGACACUGCACUAGAGGCUCAACCGCAAGACUCCUGGGAUAGUUUUCCUCUUUUCCAACUGCUUAAUAAUUUCCUCCGAAAUGACACACUUUUGUGUAAUGGAAAAUUUCACAAACACUUGCAAGAAAUCUUUGUACCCUUGGUUGUCCGCUAUGUGGAUCUCAUGGAGUCUUCCAUCGCCCAGUCAAUUCACAGAGGUUUUGAGCAGGAGACAUGGCAGCCUGUCAAGAAUAUCGCCAACAGUCUUCCCAAUGUAGCUCUUCCAAAAGUUCCAAGUCUGCCUCUUAAUCUUCCACAGAUUCCUAACAUUUCUACUGCUUCGUGGAUGCCUUCUUUAUAUGAGUCCACCAAUGGUUCAGCAACAUCAGAAGACCUUUUUUGGAAGCUUGAUGCACUGCAAAUGUUUGUCUUUGAUCUGCACUGGCCAGAACAGGAAUUUGCCCACCACUUAGAGCAAAGACUUAAACUAAUGGCCAGUGAUAUGCUAGAGGCCUGUGUCAAAAGAACAAGAACUGCAUUUGAACUCAAGCUACAAAAGGCAAGCAAAACAACUGACUUGCGCAUUCCAGCUUCCGUUUGCACUAUGUUUAAUGUAUUAGUCGACGCCAAAAAGCAAAGCACCAAACUCUGUGCCCUGGAUGGAGGACAAGAGUUUGGUAGUCAAUGGCAACAGUACCAUUCAAAAAUAGAUGAUCUGAUCGACAACAGUGUAAAAGAAAUCAUUUCACUGUUAGUUUCAAAGUUUGUUUCAGUGUUGGAAGGCGUGUUGUCUAAGCUGUCAAGGUAUGAUGAAGGCACUUUCUUUUCAUCCAUUCUGUCAUUCACUGUGAAAGCAGCUGCAAAAUAUGUUGAUGUUCCAAAACCAGGAAUGGAUCUGGCAGACACCUAUAUUAUGUUUGUUCGGCAAAACCAAGAUAUUCUUCGAGAAAAGGUCAAUGAGGAAAUGUAUAUAGAAAAGUUAUUUGAUCAAUGGUACAGCAGUUCCAUGAAAGUCAUUUGUGUGUGGUUGACUGAUAGAUUAGACCUCCAACUCCAUAUUUACCAGCUGAAGACGCUCAUCAAGAUUGUGAAGAAAACCUACAGGGACUUUCGAUUGCAGGGUGUGUUGGAAGGAACACUGAACAGUAAGACUUAUGAUACUGUGCACAGACGUUUAACAGUAGAGGAGGCCACAGCCUCUGUUUCAGAAGGAGGAGGACUUCAGGGCAUUACUAUGAAAGACAGUGACGAAGAAGAAGAAGGCUGAUAUCACACAGCUUUGCAGAAGGAAGGAAGACCUUGAUCGACAUUGUUUUUUAUUUUUUUAACCUUGUCCUUGUAAUUGCAUUCAUUGUUUGUUUUGGCCAAAUAAAAAUGCUUGUAUUUCUUUAAAAAGUAAGCCUGAAUGUAGAGUAAAAGGGGAAAUGCCAAGAUUUUGGGUUUUUUUUGUUUUCUUUUGUUUUUUGUUGUUUGUUUGUUUGUUUGUUUUUUUGGAGAAGAGCAUCCUCUUUUGUGUAGUUUGACCUAAAAAUGAACCUUGGCUCUGCUUGUGAUUAGAACAUGAACUUUUUUUUUAAAAGAAGAUUUGAGCAUUUUUCUGUAAUCACAUCAAAAUGAUGUUUUCUGUGUAAAGCGAGAUACAUAUUUCUCAUAAUGCAGCAUUGUGAGAAGUCAGUUCGGACCACUGCACCAACACUAUCGUAUCCUUGUUAAAAUGGUGUGUACCUUACAAAUUAUAAUUUAUGUGCCAGGUUUGUUUUGUACUUAAUUUGCUAUUAUUGUGAUAUGUAUAAAAUAUUUAAUCUUGGUUCUUAGUACUUUGAAUUGGUCUACAGGUAUAUUCCUGGGAUGAAAGGAUUGCCAAACCCAAAUAUAGACUAGAUUAUCCAAUGGGUUUGUGUCUUUGUUCCAUUCUCAACAUUUCUUCUUUCAACUAUAAGUAAUCCCCAGGUGUGGGGUAGCAAGUGUGCUUCCGUCAAGAUACCGUAUUCUCCUGCUCCAGUAUAACAGCUUGCAGGCAAUAAAAAUCUAUUUGCUCAUAACUACUUCUGUAUUUAUUAGACUUAUAUAGAGCAAAUGCAGUAAAAGAGGUUUGCAGUGUUUCAAACAUCCCAACUAUCUGACUCUGUGUUUUUGUUUCUUGAGUUGUUUGUUUGUUUUGUUUGUAAUAUUUUGUUUUUAAUCAAAUGAGUAAAAGAUAGUAACACUGACUGUUCUUUGUACCUAAUAGGCACAUACAUUGUUAAAAGAAUUACUAUGACAACGUAUUUCCAUAGCAGAGGAAAUAUAUAUUUCAUAUAUUAUUAGUUAAUAUUAGUAAUCAAUGUUAACUAAUAAUUAGUAAUAUUAGUAAUAUUACCUAGUAAUUCACAUUAGUAGUGGUUCUCUCAAAAUAUUUUCUUGCUAGGGUUUGAGAGAUAAUUGUAUUAUGUUGUGUAAGUUCUCUAUGAAUUAUUUUUGUAAUAUUUCCCAAAACAUAUUGGCAGAUUCUGCUACUGCAUUUAUUAAUAAGUAAUUUUUAAAUGAAGGCAGUUAAUGCAAAAUAAGUGGAGGUAUCCCUGAAUUUAUGAAAACGUUUGUUCUGAAACUUUAGAAAUGAAACAACUUGGACCUCCAGAUUCGUUCUCCCAUGGUGUAAUAAGUGGUCAUUAGGUACCUAGACUAGCCUUAAAAAUCUAUUUAAUCUACAGUUACUAUUUAUCAUUGUUUUGGCUCAUUUUCUGGGCCCUAGGGCUAAGAUAACAAACAAGGAAAUUUCUUCCUUCUUCCGGGAUUAAAGACUAACUCUGCCAACUCACUAUCUUUGAAAGGCAGUUUGGGAAUGUUCUCCCUCCUUUUCUUCUCUAUUCACACACCAAAUACUCUUUUCUCCAAACCCUCAAAUGUCCAGUCAUGCUAUCCCAAACUCUCCAAUGGCACCAUCCCUAAGCUUGCUGUUCCACGACACAUUGCUCUGUACUUAGUAAUUACCACCCUUCUUUUCCUUUCAAUAAAAUGUCCAUUUCCUUGAUACA
Molecule: messenger RNA, 10149 nt
Organism: Gorilla gorilla gorilla (western lowland gorilla)
Lineage: Eukaryota; Metazoa; Chordata; Mammalia; Primates; Hominidae
Gene: CADPS2
Product: calcium dependent secretion activator 2
Exons: 30
Coding region: 4494-8402 (1302 amino acids)
Biological process (GO): dense core granule exocytosis; synaptic vesicle exocytosis; positive regulation of exocytosis
Cellular component (GO): glutamatergic synapse
Source: RefSeq, a predicted model, not a curated record